AAACCUCCACAUUUGAUGCGCGAGCAGUCUCUGUCUGCAAACCAAAUUAAGCUGGUUUCUAAAAACCAUGCUGACCAGUCUGGUGACGUAGUGGUGCUCCACCACAAAAUCAUUUACCAAAUAGAGUAAAAGAAGAAGACACCAAAACAACAAAAAAAAUCACUGCAAAAAAAACAACAACAACCAAGAGUCAACUGCAGUGGCAUUUCACAGAAGUUUUCUCGGGACAGCGAGACGGUGAACAGCAGCUACAGGAUGGACUACACACCCCACACGUCACACAGGCCCGACGCUGUCAUGUGCCAAAGGGCUUUUCACAGAUCAGAGGGUCUUCCCUUAAGGCAGUUAUUUUCUCAUCAUGACGUCCCCUCCUCCCACUGCCUGGUGUCACAGUAUGAUGAGUCGUACGGGCGGCAGGCCUCCUCUCUGCCCACACUGCACUCCUGGAGCUCUUUCAAAUUGGCAAGGGUCCCAGAGAGGUCAGAUCACCCAAUCCAAGGACCCCCUACUAAUUUUGGCUUGGCGGCUUCUUGGCGAGCUCGCGUGGAACAACGGCGUGCAGUUGUGCCCACACUAAGCGAGUAUAGGGCUUCAUACCCUCUGCACCCCAUCAGCGCCUUCUGUUAUUCUCACCACGUCAGCAUGCCCAAGCGCUUCUCCAGCAGUCAGCACCCUGCCAACCUCAGCAACGAGGACCUGGCACUGAAACACAGACCCUGCAGGCAGGUCUCCAGUAAUCCAGCCAGCCUGCUGUGACCCUUACCCCACCUUCAGCCCUCCAGUACCACACAGGCUGCCCCCAACCUGGGGAGAGGGCUUCAAGUACCUUGUUUUAUUAAUAAGUGGAACCUAAAACCAAAGAAACAGGAGCUUUUCGCUGGGUUAAGACAAAUAAAAGUUAUA
Puntigrus tetrazona (Sumatra barb) is the source of this 903-nucleotide messenger RNA. RefSeq names its product chromosome 11 C1orf158 homolog (gene cfap107). The transcript has 4 exons. NCBI's taxonomy places the organism in Eukaryota, Metazoa, Chordata, Actinopteri, Cypriniformes, Cyprinidae. The record is from RefSeq and is a predicted model, not a curated record. The coding region runs from base 256 to 756 and encodes 166 amino acids.